Molecule: messenger RNA, 801 nt
Organism: Solanum dulcamara
Lineage: Eukaryota; Viridiplantae; Streptophyta; Magnoliopsida; Solanales; Solanaceae
Product: auxin-induced protein 22D-like
Exons: 3
Coding region: 99-551 (150 amino acids)
Biological process (GO): regulation of DNA-templated transcription
Cellular component (GO): nucleus
Molecular function (GO): protein binding
Source: RefSeq, a predicted model, not a curated record
CCUCUUUUUCCUUCAUCAUUCACAAACUAGCAAUUUCUUCACCGGAAAUAUUUCAGCUUUGAUCGGAAACUCGCCGUCGACGGAGAUCGUAAAUUAUAAUGGAAAUGGCUGGAACAGAGCUAAGAUUAGGUCUACCUGGAACAGAGCCGCCAUCUACUAGUAAAAUUAGCAACAAAAGACUUUCAUCACAUAUGAAUAACAAUGAUCAACCACCACCAAAAGCACAAGUUGUUGGGUGGCCACCUAUUGGAUGUUAUCGGAGCUACGUUAAAGUGAGCAUGGAUGGAGCUGCUUAUUUAAGGAAAAUUGAUCUUAAGAUUUACAAAAGUUAUCCACAUCUACUUAAGGCUUUAGACAACAUGUUCAAGUGUUCCAUUGGUGUAUACUCAGAAAGAGAAGGGUACAAUGGAUGUGAUUAUGUACCAACUUAUGAAGAUAAAGAUGGGGAUUGGAUGCUUGCUGGUGAUGUACCUUGGGAUAUGUUCAUUAAUUCUUGCAGAAGACUAAGAAUCAUGAAAGGAUCUGAAGCCAAAGGUUUAGCAAGUCUAUAGAUUUGCUGUGUCUUGAUCCGGGUAUAAAGAGUUUUUGAAAUCUAUAUCUAACUUUAUUUGUAUUUGUUCGAAAUCAAAAUUCUGAAUAUGUCAUUGCCGAAAAUCCUAAGGCAAAGCUUAUUGGGUUCUUCAGUUUUUGUAUAACAAUCUAUAUAAGGUGUAUAGAGAAAGUAAAGUUUAAUCAACUUUUCUUGUACAUAAAGUUUUUAUUUUUGUCUUUUUUAUUUUAACUUGAAGAAUUUGUUGUGUA